AUGAGGAGAAUAAUUCGGUCUCCGGGUUAUUGUGGGGAAUGUGAAGCUAAAGCUGGUCCACCACUACCACCGCUUCCACCACCCCCACCAGGUAUCCCACCCUUCCCAGUAUUUCACACAAAACAAUGGAGUGGACUUACACGUAGCCACGACGGAUUAAAUCAAGGACUAUUUAGUGGAGCUGCCGCUGGAAUAGGUGGUGGCGUUCAAUCUGGAAGCCAAGCAUUUUCUUUGGCUUCAACUGCCGUUGGUGCUGAUACGGGUGCAGAAUCGGUUACACAGGAACAGUCAUCUUAUAAUAAAGAUGGAAAAAUUUCUGAUAGUUUUGGUCAAUCAUCGGGUGGUGCUGGUGUCUUUAAUGGACAGAACGGUGGAUUUGGAGGCUUAGAGAAAUUUAGUGGAGGCAAAGGAAGUUUCAAGGAAUCUCAUUUCUCAUAUCAAAGUGAAGGUGGCAAGCAAGUUGCAUUUCAGAAAGGCCUUGGUUUCCAAGCUCAAAAAUUUAAUUCUGGAUCUAGCUAUGGUGCACAUGGUAAAGGUUUCGAAAUUUCUGGAAACGAACAACAAAAACAACAAUUACAGCUGGAAUCUCAACACGGUCAAGCAGAAGGAUCUGGAAGUGGACAAGGAGGUCUUGGUUUUGUACACGGCACUGGGUCUGAAUGGGGAGGAAAUUUCGAAAACAGUGAUUCUAAAUAUGGAAGCCAAAAUGCUCAUCACGGUCAUUUUGCAUCGGGGUCGGGCUAUAGGGCUGAAAUGUCCGGAAACGAACAACAAUUACAGAUGGGAUCACAAGUAGCAGCUUCUGGAAGUGGACAGGAAGGCACAGGCUAUGAACAUGGUAGCAGUGCCGAAUCGGCAGAACAUUUCGAAAGUGAUGGUUCUAAACAUGGAAGCCAAAAUGCUCAUCACGGUGAUUUUACUUCGGGAUCGGAUUAUAUUGCAUAUGGUAAAGGCUCCGAAAUUUCUAAAAAUGAACAACAAUUACAGAUGGGAUCACAAUAUGCAGGAUUUGGAAGUGGACAAAAAGGCACGGGCUAUGGACAUGGUAGCGGAUUCGAGUCGGCAGAUCAAUUCGAAAGCGGUGGUUCUAAACAUGAAAGCCAAAAUGCUCAUCACAGUGAUUUUACUUCGGGAUUGGGCUACAGUACACAUGGUAACAGCGGAUUUUCUGGAAACGAACAACAACAAUAUCAAAAACAACAACAACAACUACAAAUAGGAUCCCAAAAUAGUUAUGUAUCCGGCUCUGAAAGCGGGCACGAAGGAUUUUUAUCAGGAGCAGGUUCUUUAAAUUCUCAUAAUGGUGCUUCUGCUUCCAGUGGCUAUGGAUCUAAACAACAAGAAAAACUACAGACGGGUUUAAGCGGAGCUCUCAAGCUUGCUUCUGAGGGCUUGCAACAAACUCAACAGCAGCAGGGUGGAUGUAGCACUUGCGAUAAAAGCAGUUACGCUCUCAGUAACGCUAAAAGUCACAGUGGCUCAGCUAUUGCACUUUCUGUCGCUGGUUAA
Parnassius apollo (apollo) is the source of this 1509-nucleotide messenger RNA. The record is from the annotation of a GenBank genome assembly. Lineage: Eukaryota; Metazoa; Arthropoda; Insecta; Lepidoptera; Papilionidae.